Messenger RNA from Nicotiana tabacum (common tobacco), 482 nucleotides. NCBI's taxonomy places the organism in Eukaryota, Viridiplantae, Streptophyta, Magnoliopsida, Solanales, Solanaceae. The record is from RefSeq and is a predicted model, not a curated record.
GCUCAAUUGCGGUUUAUUGUUUAAAAAUACCUCAACACAAACGGUACAACUUGCUCGUAACUGAACCUCUUUACAAGCGAGGAAAGAUCUGGAGUUGCAGGCAGAUAGCCAGCAAACAGCUGAUUUUAACUGAAUUUGAAACCCUUCAGAAGAUUUGGAAUGCCUUGUUUAGCCAAAAUUCCGUUUUGAUUAAAAAAAGAGAAGAAAUAGUAGAUUUCUUGGUUCAGGAAAGAAGAAAGUACAGGAAGGUAUUGCAGCUCUGAUUUUAGAAAGAGAGUAGCAGCAAGAUGGCAUAUGAACUAGACGAGCAAAAAAAGGUGGGGUUAGGUCUCAUUGGGUUUGGCAUCUUUUUCACAUUUCUUGCCAUAAUUUUAUUCUUCGACAGGGGUUUGCUUGCGCUGGGUAAUAUACUUCUGUUGGCAGGUGUAGCACUUUUGCUGGGCUGGCAUUCCACAUUACAACUCUUCAAAGUGAACUACAAG